UAAAGAAAGAAAGAAGAACUCACAGUUUGUUUAGAUGUUCAGCUGCUGCGUCUUUAAUACAUUUCUGUCACUUCUCUGUUUCUAUUCUUGAUGAUUUCCUCUCUUUCAUGACAGCAAACCAAACGUUUUCUCUUUGUUUUGACAAGAGCUUUAAAUAUCCUGUUUCAGGAGUCUUAUUGAGUUUGAGAUGUUGAAGAUGAGCGUCAGAGAUCAGAGAUCUGAACAGAGAUCCAGAGACACACAGGACUCAGAGCUCAGCCUCACUUUACUCUGUUAUACUGACACUCAGGAGAGUGUGUGUGACAGUAAUCAGGGUGAUCAAACCUCCACAGAGUCUCUGGCUUCUGUCUGUAACGCUGGAGAACAGCAGAUGCUGCAGAUACCAUUGAAGAUGUGUUCAGUGAAGCUGCUGGACUGCAGGAACCUGAUGGAGAUGAGAGGAGAAACCACAGCAGAGGAACAGCAUGAUGAUCACCAUGAAGAUGAGGAGGAUGUUAUUCAACAUGACAGUCACGAUGAUGAUGAGGAGGAGGAGAAGGAGGAUGAUGAUGAUGAUGAUGAUGAUUUUCUUCCUUCGGAUGCAAACAUUGUUUCAUCUUCUGAUGAAGAAACGACUUCUACAUCAAAAGCAAGACAUGAGAGAACCUUUUCUUCCUCAGAAGAGAGGAACCAUCAACAGUUCCCCUGUGACUUGUGCGGGAAGGUGUUCUCUACUUCCUCUAAUAUGAAGGCUCACAGGAAGACACACAGCAACGAAAAGCCUUUUCAAUGCAGUGAGUGUGACAAGUGUUUCAGAAGAAACAAAAAUCUUGUUCUUCAUGGGAGAAUACACACUGGAGAGAAACCGUUCACGUGUCCUCACUGUGAGAACAGAUUCAGACACAGACACCAUGUGAAGGAACACUGUGCCCGUUUUCACGCCAAUAAGAGACUGUAUCAGUGCAGCGAAUGUGGGAAAACCUUUGUACAACUAGAUUCUCUAAAGUUUCAUCAGAAAUUACACUCAAAUACAUAUCAAUGCUCACACUGCGAUAAACAGUUUAGGAACAAUUCUCGUCUGAUACUCCAUGAGAGAACACACUCUGGAGAGAAACCUUUCCUCUGCUCUUACUGUGGAAAGAGCUUUUCUGAUCGACGUAAUUUCAGAGUUCAUGUGAGAGUUCACACGGGAGUAAAGCCUUAUAACUGUAGCGUUUGUGGGAAGAGCUUCAGUCAAUCUUCCCACUUAUCCAAGCACCAGAAAACACAUACUGGAGAAAGACCUUACAAAUGCUCUCUCUGUGACAAAACGUUUUCUCGAUCCGAUGUCCUGAAAUCCCAUCAGAGAGUGCACACAGGAGAGAAACCUUACCGCUGCCCAAUCUGCAGGAAGGAAUUCGCUCAUUUAGCAAGUUUUAGUACUCAUAAGAAGAUACAUGUUAAAGACCAAACUGCUCUGGAAUCCACUAGCAUCUUUACAUGCCUCAAUCUGUGACAAGCUGCACAUAUAAGUCAAAUUUGUUUUGCUGUUUGUGAAGUGAUCCAGUGUUUCCUACUGUAGUGUAAACUAACCGUACCGUGUUUGAAAUGCUUGCGAUGUAGUACCUUUGAAUGCCCAGAUGGCGUCAAUAUAUACGUUCUGAGUACGAUGCCAAUUUUGUAAUCGUGUAAAUAGGGCUAGGCGAUAAAACAAUAUCGAUAUUUAUCGGAAAAAAUAAAUCCUUGAUGUCGAUUAUAAAGUUCUGAGUAGUUUUUGAUAUUUAACCCAUGAUCUACAUCUAGACGAUCGGAUCAGGUAUGUGUUGCUAAAAACGCGAGUAGUUUGGCAGAGUUAUACACAUGAUUAGCUAACUGAAUCACAGUCAUGAAAACUGCUGGUUAGGACGUGUUAGCAGGCUAUCAACACCAUUGCUGUUUAUUUCUGUACUAUUUAGUCAAACGGUUUUCAUCAUCCAUGGCGCUGUCAUGGGAAAGAAACUGUUUCUACUUUUAGUGUUUAUUGGUGGUUAAUUAAAUGGUUGCUUAUCCGGUGCAGUUUAACAAGUUAUGUUUACAUUCAUUCUUGAGGUCUGACGUACAUGUGGAAUGCUUUUCCUUCCCUAUUAAUGGAAUGAAAUAAAUUUUGCAAUUAAUGUUUUUGGCCAUACAUGUAACCAUGCAGCUGUUUGUGUGUAAUCUCAAAUAGAUAAGAGAGAAAGGUUUUGAAACUGCAUUGAACUGGUUUAUUAUGUACUUUUGUUUAGAAUAGAAGAUCAUAUACAUGUAUUAGGAUAGAGAAGUAAUGUAACCAGUGAUAUAAACAUGUGGUAGACAUAAAUGGGGUAUGUAUGAAUGUUUUACAGAUAAAACGUCCAAAGAAGAGAGAGAGUGUUCAAGUGACUUCACCUGAAGGAUCCCUAUAGUAAUAGCAGAGACUGAUGAAUUGACACUGUUGUUAAUACCAGUGAAUUCACAUCUGCAUC
Xyrauchen texanus (razorback sucker) is the source of this 2441-nucleotide messenger RNA. RefSeq names its product zinc finger protein 501-like. Gene Ontology annotation, biological process: regulation of transcription by RNA polymerase II. Lineage: Eukaryota; Metazoa; Chordata; Actinopteri; Cypriniformes; Catostomidae. The record is from RefSeq and is a predicted model, not a curated record. Gene Ontology annotation, molecular function: DNA-binding transcription factor activity; RNA polymerase II cis-regulatory region sequence-specific DNA binding. The transcript has 2 exons. Bases 188 to 1474 code for a protein of 428 amino acids.